AUGCGGGAGGCUGUCCACCAGGGAGAGAGUGAGGAGGACUCGGACUCAACUCAUGCGUCUGCUGAUGCUGCCAGGCUGCAUGCAGUUGCGCGGCGCAUUCAGCUGAGAGAACAUGCUAGUAGGCAACAACAACUCCAGCUUCACAAGCAACUGCAACAGCAACAGCAGUUGCUGCAGCAGCAGCAACAGCAACUGCACCAGCAGGAUGCGUUGCUGCGGCAUCAAGAACAAUUGCUUCGGCAGCAAGAACAACAGCUCGCAAGCCGGGAAACUGAAGCUGGGCUGCUGCUGCGUCAGGUGAGCUUGCUGCAGCAGCAGCUCGAGGAGAGAGCGGAUCGCCUCGCGGCAGCAGAAGGCAACUAUCUCGACGUCACUGCCUCACUGCAGCAGCUGCAGCAGCGUGUAGCGUUGGGCGAUGAGGCAAGACUGCUGGUAGAAGAGGUGCGGCAGCAGCAGCAGCAGGACACGCAGCACCUCUAUGCCGAGGUUCGUCGCCUGCGCCGCCAGCUCUCUCACCGUAUUCAGCUCGCAGUAUCCUCUGAAGAGGACAGGGGCGGAAUGAGCUCUCGAGACAGAGAAGCGGACUUGGAGAAGGACGGAGUUCAAAGGAGUGUCUGCAGUGAAUCGCCUGCUCAACAGAUGGCGACGGGCGGGGGGCGCCAGCAGCCUCCAAGUGGAGGGCUGUCACUGCCGCCCAGGAGGACUGAGGGGGAGCAGCAGGACAGAUACGCUGCAGGCGGUCUCUGGUGCUGUGUGGAAGCAGCUGAAUCCGCUUCAUGUACUGCUUGGGGUUGCAGCGCGUCGUGCUGCUGCAGCAGCGAUGACCAGCACGAGGCAAUGGUUGGGGAGCUUCGGACUGCGCUGCACAGUUGCAGCGGCGCUAUGGAAAAUCGACUAUCCGGGGAGUCAGCGCGUUCGUCAGCAGCGGCAGCAGAAGCUGCCGUUUUGGCUGUACAGGAAGUUCUCAAUCGCUGCCCAGCGACAGGUGCCGACCCCGAAAUCGUGGGCAUGCUGCUGGAGAGGCUGAGAGCCGAGAGCAUGCAGAUUCGGGUGUACUCGCAACAAAGACAUGCAGCAUCCUCCAGUAUGGCGACAAGCAGCACUGAAUUGCAAGUGCAGCAUCAGGGAGGACUUGCAUCAAUAGAUGAGUCGAUGGAGCGGGAGGCAUACGACGUUUUGGGCACAGCGUUGUGUGACGAAGUGCUGCUGCCUCUUCUCGCCGUGCAGAACAUAUCUUCAUUGCUGCGACUCAAGCAGCAAGGGGUCUUGCUUGCAAACUCGCGCUGGCUGCAGCUUCUCAAGGAGACUGUCGGCAGCAAAUUUUUAGAAGGGAGCUGUUGCCUUUCCAGCAACGACGGCAGCAGUAGGACUGAGCUGAUGCAGGGGAAAAAAUCAACUGGAGUAUCUCCGCAAGGAAGCCUUACAGAUAACGUUGCCGUGACGCCAGCUGAAAGCUGGGAGACACGAGGGGAAGGGAGACAGCACGUGCUCUUGCAGCUACUCUUGCGAGGCUCCGGGGGAGUGGCUGCGGCAGCAGGGCUUCUGCGGCAUGGGACUGCCCCACUGGCUCUCCAUGCAGCGACUCUCACCGACAGAAGCUCAGGCAACAACGUCUUCCACCUCAUCUGCCUGAGGCAAGCUGCUUCACUCAGUCUGCUGCACUGGAGUGUACAAUUACAUUGUAGUGGCACACCGUCUUGUAUAUGGGGCAUGCACCCCAUGCUACUUGUCUUCAGGAAUUUGCCGCAGCUCUUUGGUACGCUUAGCCUGACAUCUCUUCCUUGCGAACUGCUCUACGCGCAAAACAGGCAAGGCAAGACCCCAGCAGACCUGUUGCCUUUGUUGCUACCCGCGCAUCUACAACAUUUGAGUGGGCUACAGAAAGCUGCAGCGGCAGGAGAAAUGCAUCAGCGCGCAGAGUUUCAAGAAGAAGUUUCUGGCGUGUCGUGCAACUUGAGGGCCUGGCGAAGCGUCGUAUUCGAAUAUGCAGCCAAGGCAAGCUCGCUUUACAGGCAACACCAUAACGAAGCUGCCCUUGCCCUUUACACUGAGGCACUGAAACUGCAGCAGCGGCUGCUGGAGAAGCAACAGCAGCUUGAUGAGGUCACCGGCGGCGUCAGCUCCUCUAAUCUUUCGCUCAUGGAAAACACGGCAAAGCUUGCGUUUAACAAGGGUCGAAGCGCUCUCCGUCUUGGCCGUUGGAUUUGCAGCCUUCAGAGCUGCUCGCUAUGCCUAAGCAUGACUCCGAACUACAAAGCUGCCUAUGAAACAGCUGCCGAGGCUUGCGAAUGGUUGCUAGAUUUUGAGGGGGCGCUCAACUACAUGCAGCUCAUGCGGCAGCACUGCCCAGACUCUUUCGCCGCUGAACACUAUCAGAAGCGACGACUGUACGAAGCCCAGUUGCAUGCAUCUAGCUUCCAAGUCCUGGGGAUUGAAAGGGGUGCUCCCAAAGCAGCAGUAAAUCGCGCAUUUCGUCGCAUGAGUAUUUUAUGGCAUCCGGACAAGGCUUCUGCUCUCUCUGAAGACCUUCGUCUGAGACACGAGAACCACUUUAAAAGACUGAAUGAAGCGCGCAUCACGCUCCUGGAUGCUGAGUCCUAUGCGAGACAGCUGCUCCUGCCUAAUCAGCCACUGUACAGGCAUCCGGAGUUGCUUGUUGUUUCCAAGCCGGUGCAGCAGUCGACGCCUUCUCCGACCCUGGUGCAGCCGGAACAACUCACCACAGAGCAGCAGCAACAUGACACUCACCAGCAAAAUGAUCAGCAGCAAGGGCAGGAAAGCCGGCAGUGUGAAGCAGAUGAAGCGGAACCGCGGAUCGAAAAGCUGCAGCAACAGCGGCAGCAGUUGCUGCGUUCCAUCGGGAGCCUACAAAGGCAGCAGCACGAGUUGCAACGCGAACUCGAAGAGCACCAAGCAGCAGCUGCGCAGCAGUCCGGAUGGAGCAGUACGAGUAAUUCCUUGCGUUGGCAUGAGCUUCAGAAGCUGCAGCAGCAACAGCAAAAUAAGCAGAAGAGGCUCAUAGAGUGUGAGACUGAAAUCGGUGAGUGGCUACACAGAAAGCAAAAGCAAAACCAAGAGCUCCAACAGCAGCCGCUAAGCCAGCAGCCGCAAGAGCAGAGCAAGUCAUCUCAGGACCAACAGCAACAGCGAGGGGACAGUCAGUCAACCGAAAAAGAAAAGGUCGAAGGGAGUGCAAUGGCGGCGGCGGCAGAGGUUAUAAAUGAAGCAGCAGCAGCUGCCUUAUCAGGGCGGGACCAAGCGAAACCUGAUGAUGACAGCCCUUCUUGGGACUCUGCCACUUCCAGUGACAGCGAUACAGACUCAACGAAAGCGCAUAGUGUCUUUGAAGGGUACGGGCACACCUGCGGCAACAGCAGCUCAGGCUUCCCGACGGCAACAACUGCUGUGCCGACACCACCCCCUCUCAGAAGAGUAGCCAGCGCCUCGACACAACAGCGCCGCAGUUCUUCGGAAAUACCGCCGUCGAGGACCUCGCCUAGCGAAACAACCAGGGCACCGAACGCGGGGAGAGCCAGGGAGUACUCUUGCGCCACCGCAUCUCGUCUCUCAGGCCGAUGCGGGUCGCGCGCCUCAUCUGCAGGGCCACAGAUAAGAACAGGAGAGGCAGCAAUAACAGCAACAGCUACAACACCAGCGGCUACCGCACGAGCGGUAGCCCCAUCUGCCAGUAGUAGCACGACUAAGUCUCCCAUGCAACCGCGGCAGCAGCAGCUGCCGUCGCCUCCCCCUCGACGAGUAGCGGCAACGCAAGGCGUGCGGAAAGAUAGCAGCAGAAGUAGCAGCGCCGGCAGCGGUGGCUGCAAGACGAAGGGUACCUCGGGGCGCAGACGUUUUGUCCGCACAAGGGGGUAUCUGCAGCAGCAGCAGGGGGCCUCACAGCAGCAGCGACACGAGCAGCAGGAGCACCAGGAACAGCCGCAGCGACGGCAGCAACUCUGGGGGGGGACAGUGGGCGGGAGCGAAGCUACGGGCAGCACCCCUCAAACGCAACCAGCUAGCGCAACUGUACCAGGCGGGUCGUCGUCGGAUGCGACACCGCAGGCAGCAGCAGCGGCUGCAGCUGCGUGGCUCUUGCCUCCUGACUUCCCCGAGCCGUUCGGUGCAGAGGGCCGCCCGCCGCAACAUCAAGCUGACGAUUUGGGCCCUGCUUCGGGGCAUAUGCAACAGCAGCAGCAGCAACGGAGCCCUCAACGUGAUUAUCCUGACCCGGAGGGCCUGGUCCAAGCUGUAAGACACCAACAGAAUGAAGGCACGCGAGAGCAGACCCUCGUGGACUCCCCUGCAGUGCUGUCCCAGUCCUUGGAUGGGCAUCGUAUGCGGCAGCAGCGACUACAGCAAGACAUACAGCAGCAACAUAUGCUGCACCGCGAGAUGCAGCAACACAAAGAGAUGCAGGCAACCGGAGAGGCGGACAGGCGCCAACUGCUGUUUCCAGAUGAAGAUUUACCCACGUUUCCGACCAAUGAAGAGGCAACAGAAACAGACAAGCCUGCAGUAUGCAGCCAGGCAACUGCUACCGCAGGGCGAACUGUGCCAACAACUCAAGCGGAAGAGCCUACCACUCCCCAUGAUGGGCGGUGGGCCUCCUCUGAGGAGAACCCGCUGCUUUCUCGGGAGAAGAGCCAACAGCAAAGAAACCCGCGCUGGCCAGUGCCACCUAACUGCAGGAACGCUGUUGCCGAGGCAGACAGCCACCCAGCACAUAGUCUGCACGUCCGCCGAGGAGCGCUUCCUACGGACGGUACUCCAGCGGAGACUUCUGGAGGUGGCCAAGGGGCAGGCAUCGCUGAGAUGCAUCAACCCAGCAAUCUCAGUGGAGCUGCAAGCGCGGGAGAGAGCUGCGGCAGCAGCUCUAGCGACCGCAGUGCUGAUCGACCUGACAGGAGAGGAAGCACGAGUAGGAACAGCAGUAGCGACAGCGAAGCUGAAAACCCCGCCGACUCUUCACGGGCACCUGGGCAUUGGAUGCCCCCAAUUUACACUCAGCAUAAACGAAACCUCAACCAGCAGGAGCAGGAGCAAGGACAUUUGUACCACUCCAUGGCGCAGGACAAUUUCCCUCAGCAGACACAGCCAUCUGUAGAUGGCGUUGGUCCCAGUCAUUGGGGACUGGAUGCACCGCAGCGCAGCUCCGUGCCAUCCUUGGGGUGCAGCAGCGGCGGUAUAAAUGAAGGUGCCACAUUGCGCAUAGGCACAGGCGUACCAACAGCGACACCUACAAGGUUAUUUCCUCAGUACGACCCCUCGGAUAUGGAAAUGCACCGCUCAGCGCAAGGUGUCAGUUUGACUGGAACUCACGAGACGUCGUGCAGCGUUCGUAACGUUCUGCAGACUGGCGGGGCGAUCAGGUCGAGACUGAAAAAGCAGCUUAGUGUCAUAGUUGGUGGAGUUGAUGUAUUCUGGAUGGAGUUAAAGCAGAGUAGCGAAGCCCUUGCCGGAACUUCAUGGAAAACAUGUUGGUAA
Messenger RNA from Eimeria mitis, 5484 nucleotides. RefSeq names its product DnaJ domain-containing protein, putative. Lineage: Eukaryota; Apicomplexa; Conoidasida; Eucoccidiorida; Eimeriidae. The record is from RefSeq and is a predicted model, not a curated record. Gene Ontology annotation, molecular function: protein binding.